UGUUGACAUUAUGGGAAGCCUCUUUCAUUCGCGACCUCCUCCGUGCAUGCACACUUAACGGAUUUCGCUGUCAUCGUAGUCGUUUUUAAACGCACAUGCUGUUUGUCGACCGACCGGUAACGGACAUAUGCUGCUAUGAGUGCUUUGUGUCGCCUGAUCCAGAGAGGACUGCUGAGUUGCCGGCCGUCGUGUCGUUUAUUCCCCGGACAGCAGGAUGUGUGCGGGGUGGCUCCCGGUGUCCGUACAGCCAGCUCAUCCAGCCCAGUCAACUUGACCUAUGAUGUCUUCGAUGGGAAGGGAGAGAGCACUCCCCUGGUGUUUCUCCACGGCCUUUUUGGCAGCAAAUCUAACUUUCACUCAAUUGCGAAGUCCUUGGUGCAGCGCACAGGCCGAAAGGUGCUCACUGUAGAUGCCCGUAACCAUGGCAGCAGCCCUCACAGCUCAGAGCUGACGUAUGAAGCGAUGACCGAUGAUUUGAAACACCUCCUCGCCCAGCUGCACAUUGAGAAGUGCGUCCUCGUCGGCCACAGCAUGGGAGGGAAAACAGCCAUGACGACCGCCCUGACGCAGUCUGGUUUAGUGGAGAGGCUGGUGGUAGUGGACAUCAGUCCAGCCCAGACCACCACACGCACCAACUUCCGCUCUUACAUCCAGGCCAUGCAGAAGCUGAAGAUCUCCAGUGACAUCCCACGUUCCACUGCCAGGCGAAUGGCUGAGGAUCAGCUGCGCAGUUUGGUCAAGGAGCGCUCGGUGCGUCAGUUCCUGCUGACUAACCUAGUGGAGCACAAUGGCCACUAUGCCUGGAGGGUCAACCUGGCGGCCAUCUCGGCGCACCUUGAUGACAUCAUGAGCUUCCCCAACUUUAACACUGUCUAUGAUGGACCUACACUGUUUCUGGGUGGAGCCAGUUCUGCUUAUAUCAGCUCCGACGAUUACCCAGAAAUCCAGAGGCUGUUCCCUAACGCUGACAUCCAGUACAUCCCAGACGCAAGUCACUGGAUCCAUGCAGAUAAACCCUUAGAUUUCAUCAGCUCCAUCAUCUCCUUUCUCCAGUCCUAGCUGCCUCCUGCCUACGCCUCAGAACUUUUCAAUCGUCGGCACCCUUGAGCAUGCCCUCACCGAAAAUGACGGUUUGUAUUCAGCAGCUUCAGCGAGAGCAAGUGGAGACAUUAAUGAUGCUAAUAUUUGACAACAGUGGACCAAACUUACCCUUUUACAGCAGUCAGUCCUUUUAACAAUAUUAGUGUAGUUUAGCGUAGGUAAACUUUUGUUUAGUCUCUCUGCCAUACAGGUAGUGUCACUAGAUGGGCUGGUUUCUCAAUAUGUUUUCAUUGAUUUUUACGUCGGUAAGUAGACAAUAUAUAACAUAACGGGGUUGUUUUGGAGGUCAUGUACUAAUCCAAAGAAACUCCUCUGCACAGUGCUUUCUUUACCUUGAAACGUCUAUGCCAGUAUAAAGUUUUUAUCUGGGCUGAAGUGUACCAGCAGUAAGAUGGUUGGAUAUGGAAGGUUUGACAGCACUGGAAUGAAACAAAUACUGUAUAUCUGAAAAGCUGAGUGAAGAAAUAGUUGUUUCUUAGCACAAGGGAGUUUGGUAUUGUGUCAGGAGGUUCAAUCUCUGCAAAAAGUCUGUAAUGCAGACUUCAUGUGUACAGAUGGUUUGUUGUAGUUAUUUUAUUGUUGACCAUAGUGAUAUAUUCAAUAUUUUGGGCUGGAACUUAAUUUCUCAUGUCCUCUCCUCUGUGUAUCUGCUGUAUGUCAGAGAUGAGGAUUUACAGGUCAGUGACUUUGUCACAACUCGAGGUCAUCGAGAGCGCUGGUUAUAUUUUUAUGCCAACAUAAUCAUCUAUGAAAACCAAGCUGAACCACUCAAAUGCAACAUCUCAGACCCCAUUUUUACCUGGUAUUAAAAUCUGAUCUGAGUGAUCUGAUCACAAGUGAACAGCUCUAAGUAAAGGUGGGAUCUGAUCUGAUCACUCAGGCCACAUUGGGAGGCAGUUUAGGCCACAUGUGACCACAUUCUUUUAAGCAGCGUGUAUGCUUAUGUGUCCUAGGACACAUUAAGGACCGCCUACUCAACUGUGAGUGGAACUACGUACUCAUUUAAAGUAUUUCUCAUGUCACAGAAACUGAGAGUGAAUUGUGUGUUUUGAAUGUUAUACUGUUGGUGAUGUGAUGUGUUGCUGUUUUUGUUAAGGUGCUGCUUGAUCUUAUGUUGAGCUCUGUGCCCUGCGAUUGUCUGGAAAGUCUGGUAUACAAUAACCUUCAUAAAACAUCCCCGAAUUCAAGAAUAUGUAGGAUAUUACUACAGUAAUUUCUGUUUUUACGUCGCAACUUCUUCUUUUGUUAUUUAGAAGUGUGAGUGCCUAAAGCAGCGCCUGCGAAACGGUGGAACGGUUUAAUUUCCUAUAAAUUCUUCACAAUAAAAGAUGACGAAGUGAUUGGAUUACUCAGAUUAGAUUUUAAUACCAGGUGGAAAUGCGGCCUCAGGUUACAAUUAGAAAUGCUAAUUAUGAAACACAUAGUAUUCUCCUGUCUGUCUGGCGUAAGCCGUGGUAAUGUUGUGUCUUUGUAUUUGGUCAGUCCAAUCUGUGUUUUGAUGGAUCAUGUUUUACCGAUUUAUUAUCCGUAUCUCACUUAUCUCUAGGACUAAGGUGCAAGGCUAUAUAGGUAUCUCACAAAUAUAUGCUGCAGCAAUGUAUGUUGUUAUUGAAUCGUAAUAGUGUUAAUAUUAUUUCGGUUUCCAUGGGUUUGAGCAGUACAGUACAGUAGUGAAACUGCCAUCUGUAUGAAUAAGCAGUGUUGUAAAUGUGUGCCUCUUCUGUCAAACUCCUUUUUUCCAUUUCUGUAAAACUUGAUAAUGAAAAUUUAAAAAUAUAUACAUAUAUAUUCUAAAAUAAUAACUAGCAGACUUUAGAUUGGCAGCUGGGUUGCCAGUUCUGUGUGAAUCUUCUCACAAGGAAGCUUAACAGAUGAGGGUGUAUCCUUUCAUAGCACUAGAUGUUUACAACAAUCAAUGUUUUAUGUUUGUUUGAUGUGAAUACAGAAGUCUAAAAGGCUUUAAAUUAUCAGAAUUUAGUUGAGUCAAACACUCCCUAUUUUGUUCUUUUUAUAACGCUUCAGUUAGUGGAGAAGCUCCCACUCGUCCUCAACCACAGGACCGAUUUGUCUCGUUGCACAAUAUGAAGAGCGAGAUUGUUGGGGUGUUGUUGGAUUGCAGGCCCUUCUUCCGCUGCUGUAGUGUUUAAAUUGAGACAAGAAUCUCUCAAAGGAGGGGAACUCUGUGUCAACAAUAUAGAACAGUGAAUUUAUUCAAUCACAUUGAAAAUCUGUUAGACCAAUUAUCUGUUCAGGAUUGUUUAUUGUUUCACUAUGAGCAUGCCUUUUCUCUUGUCAUCAGGUGUAACUUUGCUGUGCUAUAUUCAUCUCAAUUUGUUGAAAACGUUGCCAGUCCAGAUAAUGGCAUAUAUACAUUAAUGUGGGCAAGAAGCAUAUAGGAGUGGAUUAUAUAUUAUUGAAAAUGUACAAACUGAUAUUCUACAAUAAAAUUACAAAUCUG
This is a messenger RNA of Perca fluviatilis (European perch), 3559 nucleotides long. It is a transcript of the gene abhd11, whose product is annotated as abhydrolase domain containing 11. The transcript is spliced from 6 exons. NCBI's taxonomy places the organism in Eukaryota, Metazoa, Chordata, Actinopteri, Perciformes, Percidae. The record is from RefSeq and is a predicted model, not a curated record. The coding region runs from base 136 to 1059 and encodes 307 amino acids. Gene Ontology annotation, cellular component: mitochondrion.